Arvicola amphibius (Eurasian water vole) is the source of this 927-nucleotide messenger RNA. RefSeq names its product olfactory receptor 1509. NCBI's taxonomy places the organism in Eukaryota, Metazoa, Chordata, Mammalia, Rodentia, Cricetidae. Gene Ontology annotation, biological process: G protein-coupled receptor signaling pathway. Bases 1 to 927 code for a protein of 308 amino acids. Gene Ontology annotation, molecular function: olfactory receptor activity; G protein-coupled receptor activity. The record is from RefSeq and is a predicted model, not a curated record. Gene Ontology annotation, cellular component: membrane. The transcript has a single exon.
AUGGGCGCUCUAAACCAAACAAGAGUGACUGAGUUUGUCUUCCUGGGCCUCACUGACAGCUGGGUGUUGGAGAUUCUGUUUUUCAUACCAUUUACAGUCACUUACAUACUAACUCUCCUGGGGAACAUUGUCAUUGUUGUUACCAUAGUCUUUAGCCCACGUCUCCACACUCCCAUGUACUUCUUUCUGAGCAAUCUGUCCUUCAUUGAUAUCUGCCACUCAUCUGUCACUGUGCCCAAGAUGCUGGAGGGGUUGCUUUUGGAGAGGAAGAGCAUUUCCUUCGACAACUGCAUUGCACAGCUUUUCUUCCUACAUCUGUUUGCUUGUGCUGAGAUUUUUCUGCUGACAAUCAUGGCAUAUGACCGUUAUGUGGCUAUAUGCAUUCCUUUGCGCUACCCCGAUGUGAUGAACAUGAAGGUCUGUGUACAGCUUGUCUUUGCACUGUGGGCAGGGGGCACAGUUCAUUCGCUUGUGCAGACCGUCCUGACUAUUCGUCUCCCCUACUGUGGCCCGAACAUUAUCGACAGCUACUUCUGUGAUGUGCCUCCUGUCAUCAAGCUGGCCUGCACAGAUAAGUACCUCACAGGGAUUCUGAUCGUGUCCAACAGUGGAACCAUCUCCCUCACCUGCUUCCUAGCCUUGGUCACUUCCUACACUGUGAUCCUGUUUUCUCUUCGAAAACAGUCAGCCGAAGGUCGUCGGAAAGCCCUGUCCACAUGUUCCUCCCACUUCAUGGUGGUUGCCCUGUUCUUUGGGCCAUGUAUCUUCCUCUACACUCGCCCAGACUCCAGCUUUUCUAUUGACAAGGUGGUCUCUGUCUUCUACACAGUGGUCACCCCUUUGUUGAAUCCUCUCAUUUACACCUUGAGGAAUGAGGAGGUGAAAAAUGCAAUGAAACAACUCAGGCAGAGACAAAUUUGCUCGUGA